Molecule: messenger RNA, 639 nt
Organism: Exophiala spinifera
Lineage: Eukaryota; Fungi; Ascomycota; Eurotiomycetes; Chaetothyriales; Herpotrichiellaceae
Exons: 2
Coding region: 1-639 (212 amino acids)
Source: RefSeq, a predicted model, not a curated record
AUGAUCACAAACGUGAUCCCCAAAAUUGACGACCGACAAGAUCGAUUCAUUGAUCUCAUAGAGAUCAAAGACCUUCUCGUCCGAGAGAGAUACUAUCGUGACACGGCAAACUGGGCAGGGCUGCGAAAGUGCUACCACCCAAAUGCAACAAAGACGGUGGUCAACAUUUCAUGGUACAACGGGGAUAUCGACGGCUUCGUCAGCGGCUCGGAGGAGACGAGCGCGCGGGGCGUUCAGGGAAGCCACGGUAUCACGCCUGUCGAAAUCCACUUCAACUCUCGCCGUGACAAGGCUGUGUCAGAAUCGAGCGGCGAGCUUCGAAUUGGCGUCGUCAUCGAGGAUGGCUCAUAUACACUAACGUCCUACGUGCGUUUCAUCUCACGCCUCGAAAGGGACGACAACCGCUGGUACAUGUUGAGCUUUGAGGCAAUCUACGAUAAUGACAAGCUGGUAGCCGACUUUCCUUCGAACAAAAUGCCAUCGACAGGGCCGCUCCCGGGUUCGAGGAAGAGCUACGGGAUUACGAGUUGGGUCCUCGGUCUUUCAAAUUUAACCAUCAAUCAAGACCUUCCCGGUACAGACAGGCCGGAAUCUGUAAAAGAGACCAUGGAAAGGCACUUUGGUUGGCUUGAUGAUUAG